ACGGUGUACGGAGUAGGAGAGAGCAGGACUGGAGAGAGGCCUUGGGAAUUGGAAGCGCCAAGCGAGCCAGAGAAGGUUCUAUGCAAAGAACGCUGGAGCCGGAGACAAGAUGCUAACGAGAAGGGCAGCGGAGGCAUCACGCCGCGCUCCCGUUGGCUGGCGACGAGGCCGGAAGAUGACAGUCGAGUCAAGGGGCUAGACCGCGGGAUCAGAGGCACUAAACGCGAUCGGUGGAGUGGAGGAAGCUUAGUUGGACUUAAACCAGCAGACACCAGAAGAUAA
Molecule: messenger RNA, 282 nt
Organism: Rasamsonia emersonii CBS 393.64
Lineage: Eukaryota; Fungi; Ascomycota; Eurotiomycetes; Eurotiales; Trichocomaceae
Exons: 1
Source: RefSeq, a predicted model, not a curated record